AAGAUUAUUCCAGAGCUGGGGGGCUUUGUAUGAGAAAGCUCUCCCCCCUGAUGUAACUUUAUUAAUUCUAGGUACCAGUAGUAAGCCAGCACCUUGUGAUCUAAGUAGGCGUAUUUCUGUAAGGGGGCAUUCUGGUUUUGCACUGGGGCCCUGCCGACCCUAGUGACGUCACUGGCGCUUGGAGUGUGAAAACAGAGGCAGCAGCUUUAAUUAAGUACCUGAGUUACUGAAGACUAAUCGGUCUACUGUGGGUGAACUAACAGGGCGCUCAUCGCGCUCUCCUGAGGCUCUCUCUCGGGCUGACCUAUCGACCUAUCGUGCGUGCCCACAGCAUAUAUAAGCAGGGACCCCCGGAUCCUCCUGCACGCGCAGCCGAGAGCCCUGAUCACGUCAUGUCUCUCAACUCCAGCACCGUCCCGCUGUCGGUCGACUUCUCGAGCCCGGGCGACUACUUCAUCUUCCUCUACCACAUCGUGUUCGCCACGUGCUCGACGCUGCUCGCGGGCUCCGUGGUUCUCGGCAUUCUGAGCACGAGGUCGCUGCGCGCGCAGAACCGCUUCAUCUUCAUGCUGAACACAAGCGCGAGUGACACGCUGACGGGCCUGUCCGUCUACUACCUGGGCCUGUUCGACGUGCAGGAGGGCUACCCGUCGCGCAACGGCACCUACUACAUCCUGCCCUCCUUCAUGGGCGUCAACGUCAUGACGUUCCUCUUCGCGCAGUUCGACCGUUACCUGGCCGUGUGCCACCCGUUCUUCUACACGCGCUUCAUCACGCGCGGCUUCGUCAUCGCGUGCUGCGCCUUCAGCUGGUUCUACACCUACCUGAUCCUCGCCGUCCAGAACCUGCUGCCCGUCGCGCAGGCCGUCAAGAUGAGCGCCUUCGGCAUCAUGACGCUGCAGGUCAUCGUGGUCUUCAAGGUGCUCAUGACCAUCAAGUUGUACUUCAUAGCCAAACACCAGCUGGCGCGCGAGCUGCCCAGCCCCGAGCGGGACAGCAAGAAGGAGUCGCUGCGCAUCAUCGUCUUCGUGGUCAUCUGCUUCCUCCUGCUGUGGGGGCCCUCCUUCGUCAACAUCAUGGUCAGGUACCUGAGCAGCGGCGGCCUGCGCUUCAGGAACGAGGCCACCAACGCCUUCGCCAUCAUGGCGCGCUUCAACGCGCUCAGCACGCCCGCGCUCUACAUCUGGGGCAGCCCGGCCCUGCGCAGCGCCGUGUGGGCCAGAGUGUGGAGGAGCGGCUGCCGGACAAGGACGACAGACAGGUCCGAGCACCGGACACAGCGCUUUCCCUGCACUCACGUUUCAGCUCAUGGAGAGCUGAGCUGAUUUAGAUGGGCACGGUUAAAAGGGCAAUUCCACCGAUUUAGAAAACUACAGAAUUCAGGGUUUGAGAUGUAAACAAAGUCAGAGUGGUUUGGUGUGAAAUGGUUAAUUUGUAGAGAAACUGACUCUGAUUUCUUUUCAGUGGUGGUGAUGGGAACCAUUGGUCACGAUGUCUAUGACACAAAUAGCCAAAACGGCCAGUGAACAUACAAGGGUCACCCGAGUUUAUGUUGAUGAUGGUAAAAUCGUGGUAAAUACAAGUUUGCUAUGUGGCCUAUUUGGCCUUACAACACAUGCACCUCUCCACCAUGAAACACUUCUUUACAGUGUGUUUUGGGCAAAAACCUUGUCUCAAAACUAUUUUGUAAAUCAGUAUUUCAGGCAACAGCCAGCGCAUUCGUGAUCUCUUCAGCUUACAGCUUUCUGUAAGGUAGUUUUUAUAGAGGCAUUAAACUCUUCAGAUGUCUGGAUCUUAUUAAUGUCAUUAUGAAGAGUUCUAACUCUGUACGUUUUCUCUGGAAUGGAGGAUUCCCAACUGCUCUGAAUGUCUGCAUCUUAAUGAUUGAAUUAUACAUGAUUUUUAAAAAGUUAAUGGAUUUUCCGUUUAAAUAGGGAGGAAAACUUCAAAACAGUGUUUCUCAGCUCCGAUCCCAUGAAACCUCUAGUUUUCAGCACUGAAAAAAGUGCUUUUGAUAUGCUUGUAUACUUUUAAUGUAGUGAACCCACCUUGUACAGAGAAAAAAACACAACUGUCACUUGUGAGUCUUCAUGGUUUUCAGAUGCUUCACACAUUACUUUUUCCACAUGUGGAUUUUUCAUGUUAUUUUUAUUUAUAAUUUUCUAAUUUGUUUACAUUUUCCAGUGUAAUUUCAUAAAGUUGUUUGAUCACAUUAUUCACAUUGUUAUAUAUGAUCACAAUCACAUUAUGCCACAUUCUUCCAGGUAAAUGUGUUUUUCAGACACAUGUGUAAUGCAUGUGAUGCUUUUGUAAGGUUAGUGUAUGAUGAAACUGAAAAAGUCAUACUCAAGUCAAAUAGUAUUUGAAGAUUAGCAUUUGAAAAUAUAUGAAAAUAUAAGUUUUCUGUGGGGAGUGUUUAGCCCAACACUCUGUAUGUACCUGUCUGCCAGUGAUAGCUUAAAAAGAUAUUAAGUGUAAAUUAAGUGAAAGACAGAACUGUGUUGAUGUAAUAGAUUUUUUUUUCAUAUGGAAAUGAAGUGCAUAUUAUUAGUAAGGGUCAUUUUUCAGGGCUCUAACACACCUGACUGAGCUGAAAGAAAGGAGUACUAAAUAACUAGAGAGAUGAUUCAUUUGUGUUUGAGCAUGAAAACCAUUAAAUGAUGCUAAUGCAGAGUGGGCUCACUGUGCUAAAGUAUACCCCAACUGAAGAUGUCGCUGCAUUAAAACACUUACUGUAGCCUCAUGAAAUGCUGGAUAUAAGCUGUUGAGUUUAGUGAGAUGUAUUAAAGCAGGAAAAACACUGAACUGUGCAUUGCAGAGGGACUCCAGGACCAGGCUGGGAAAACGCUGCACUGGAUUGUUCAUAUACUGCAGGGAUGCACAACUUCAGUCCUAUAAAUCAGGGGUCCGGCGUAGUCGGGUGAUUUACCUACUUAAAAACACAAAUCCGCACUUCUGUUAAUUCCCAGGUUUAGUGUAUUUGAGUAGGGAAACCUCCAAACUGUGCUGGACUCCUCCUGCCCUUCAGGUCCAGAGUUGUGCAUCCCUGCUAUACUGUGUUGGUUGCUCACACUUGCAUGCAUGCGGCUGCUGCUCAGUGUUUCCAAACUGAAAUCAUGGAGCAUUUGUUUAUAGCUGAUAAUCAAGUUCUUCAUCAGCCAAAACUCUGCAGUGUUGCCUAGUCAGAUUUCCGUGUUGUGGUAAAGCUGCUGUUUGAGUAGUAUUAUAUUGUGUGCU
Messenger RNA from Pygocentrus nattereri (red-bellied piranha), 3237 nucleotides. Its product is annotated as glucose-dependent insulinotropic receptor-like. The transcript has a single exon. The record is from RefSeq and is a predicted model, not a curated record. Gene Ontology annotation, biological process: G protein-coupled receptor signaling pathway. Bases 393 to 1325 code for a protein of 310 amino acids. Lineage: Eukaryota; Metazoa; Chordata; Actinopteri; Characiformes; Serrasalmidae. Gene Ontology annotation, cellular component: membrane. Gene Ontology annotation, molecular function: G protein-coupled receptor activity.